AUACCCAUUUUUUUCCCCUUGAAAACAACAAUUCUCUAUUUUCUCUCUCCUCUUCUUUCUCUCUCUAAAAUUCCCCCAUUUCUUUUUUUUUUUUUUUUUUUUUUUUUUUUUUUUUUUAUUUAUAUCCCCUCCAUCUCUCCUUAUUUUCUCUAAAACCCAUUUCCCCCAAUUCAAUUUCAAUUCAGUCCUCCAUGGCUUUCUUCUCCUUUUUCUUCUUCUUUUUCCUUUCCUCUGUUUUGGCUUCUUCUCUGUUUCUCCUACUCCGUCCGGCCAGAUUCCGCCGUAUGAGGCUGCCACCGGGGACUCUCGGGCUUCCCCUGAUCGGAGAGACCCUUCAAAUCAUCUCCGCCUACAAGACCGAGAACCCUGAACCCUUCAUCGACGAACGGGUGCGGAAAUAUGGAUCGGUUUUUACGACGCAUUUGUUUGGUGAACCGACGGUUUUCUCAGCCGAUUGGGAAACGAACCGGUUUAUUCUUCAGAAUGAAGAGAAGCUUUUUGAGUGUAGUUACCCCGGUUCGAUUUCUAACCUUCUCGGGAAGCAUUCUUUGUUGCUUAUGAAAGGAAGUUUACAUAAAAGAAUGCAUUCUUUGACUAUGAGUUUUGGAAAUUCUUCGAUUCUUAGAGACCAUCUUUUGGCCGAUGUGGACCGGUUGAUCCGGCUCAAUUUGGACUCUUGGUCCGGCCGGAUCGUUCUCAUGGAAGAAGCUAAAAAGAUAACAUUUGAGUUAGCAGUGAAGCAAUUGAUGAGCUUUGAUCGCUGUGAAUGGACUCAAAGUCUCAUGAAACAAUAUCUUCUUGUCAUUGAAGGAUUUUUUACCGUUCCUCUCCCUCUUUUUUCAUCCACUUACCGUCGAGCCAUCCAGGCCCGGAGGAAGGUGGCGGAGCAAUUGGGGACGGUGGUGCGGGAGCGGAGGAAGGAAAGUGAGGACGGGUUGGGGAAGAAGGACAUGCUGGGUGCGCUGCUGGCCGGAGAAGACGCCCUCUCCGACGAGCAAAUAGUGGAUUUUUUACUGGCUUUAUUGGUGGCGGGAUAUGAAACGACGUCAACUACGAUGACGCUGGCCGUUAAGUUUCUGACGGAGACGCCGCUGGCUUUGGCCCAAUUACAGGAAGAGCACCAACAAAUCAAAGCAAGAAUGAAGGAAUCACACCAACACCUCCAAUGGAAUGAUUACAAGUCCAUGCCUUUCACCCAAUGUGUUGUGAAUGAAACAUUAAGAGUUGCGAACAUAAUCAGUGGGGUAUUUAGAAGAGCAAUGACAGAUGUAAACAUCAAAGGUUAUACGAUUCCGAAAGGAUGGAAGGUUUUCGCAUCAUUUCGUGCAGUACAUAUGGACCAUGAGCAUUUCAAAGAUGCACGUUCUUUUAACCCAUGGAGAUGGCAAAAGCAGAAUAGCUCGGGCUCAACGACAUUAAAUGCAUUUACACCGUUUGGUGGAGGUUCAAGAUUGUGCCCAGGUUACGAGCUGGCCAGAGUAGAACUCUCUGUUUUCCUUCAUCAUCUUGUCACCCAAUUCAGUUGGCUUCCAGCAGAAGACGAUAAGUUAGUAUUUUUCCCAACAACAAGAACACAGAAGCGGUACCCUAUCUAUGUGACGCGUAAGAACGAAAUUACACAAUGUAAAGACAGCCAUCCAGACACAUGAAGGGAAGAGAGUCGAGCUGGGGUUUCGAUAUGUAGAGGGGAGGUGUAAUCUUUCUCUUAAUCCUGUAUGAAUAAGAUCAUAUGCUAAAGUAAUGAGUUUUAUAAUACACAGAAUAUGGAGCUACUCAAUAGCACAGCCAAUGAAUUACCAAUACAAAAAUUAUAAAUAUCA
Cucumis melo (muskmelon) is the source of this 1820-nucleotide messenger RNA. RefSeq names its product cytochrome P450 90A1. Gene Ontology annotation, biological process: sterol metabolic process; multicellular organism development; brassinosteroid homeostasis. Lineage: Eukaryota; Viridiplantae; Streptophyta; Magnoliopsida; Cucurbitales; Cucurbitaceae. Bases 192 to 1649 code for a protein of 485 amino acids. Gene Ontology annotation, molecular function: oxidoreductase activity, acting on paired donors, with incorporation or reduction of molecular oxygen; heme binding; monooxygenase activity. The record is from RefSeq and is a predicted model, not a curated record. The transcript has 8 exons.